Aspergillus viridinutans is the source of this 225-nucleotide messenger RNA. RefSeq lists its product as uncharacterized. NCBI's taxonomy places the organism in Eukaryota, Fungi, Ascomycota, Eurotiomycetes, Eurotiales, Aspergillaceae. Bases 1 to 225 code for a protein of 74 amino acids. The transcript is spliced from 2 exons. The record is from RefSeq and is a predicted model, not a curated record.
AUGGGUCUUAUUAUUAAGCUGCUCGCGGAGCGCCUGGCUCCUGCGGAGAUGUUGUACAGCGUGAAGCCAAACUGCUUGGAGGUGAACCGCUUCCCCGCCACGACGAAGGCGCCUUCGUCGUGGCAGGUAGUCUGGGUAGUGGCUCGGGACGAGCCGUCCCAUUAUGUGGUCCAUCUCCUCCUCCGCCCCCAGCAACGUUACAAGGCCGAGCGCGUCGAUGCGUAG